AUGACUGAUAUUAAGAGCGGGUACCCGGCCGGCCCCGGGUGUCGAAGGCGGGGCGGGCAGGUGCGGUUCAGCAGGGAGCAGACGCGCCACCUGGAGCUGUGCUUCAGGCGGUCGAGGACCGUCACGGGUGACGAGAGGCGAGACAUCGCCAGGCUCCUCCACCUCCACGAGCGGCAGGUAAACACCUGGUUCCAGAACCGUCGGGCCAAGGAGAAGAGGCUUAAGGCGCCCCUCAGUGUCCCAGGACCUGAUGCUCGGGGCUGAUGGCCAGCGAGGAGUCGAACCCUGGCAGCAAGGAUGACAACGAAUUCAAAUCCUUAUUUUGAAUUCACUCCUGACACACCCUUGAAUACAUCUGUCCGCACCUGACCUCUCAAAUGGUGUAAAUUCAAUACGCUCUGUACUGUCCCAUCACUUGAGAAUGAACCAUGUUGGUUCGAAACGUUGUGUAAAUUUUUAAUAAAUGAAAUAUCGUCUAUAGUUAA
This is a messenger RNA of Procambarus clarkii (red swamp crayfish), 485 nucleotides long. The record is from RefSeq and is a predicted model, not a curated record. NCBI's taxonomy places the organism in Eukaryota, Metazoa, Arthropoda, Malacostraca, Decapoda, Cambaridae.